CUCCAGAACGUCUCUCGAACCCAGAAAACCCCUGUGGCCGGGAAUGCGACCACCCUGGAAUGUAGGGACGAAGAAACCCCCCUCGGAGGAAAUCCUAAUGCUCGUCUUCUCUCGCCUUACUACCUCGACCUCCUCGACCUCCGUCGCAACCCUAAGAAGGAUGCCUCCUUCCUUGCCGAGAUGGCCGACUUCCUCCGAAGCGCUCCCGCCGCCGCCUUGCAGCCCUCUCUCGAUUAUACCUCGUUCCCUUUUCUCCUUUUGCUGGAUGCCGCCGUGCAGUGUUGAGAAGAGAAGAAGGCUGACUCGGAUGGGGGUUUUGGGAAUGGCGGUGCCUCAUUAGGUGGGCAUGCGAUCAGUGAUUCUGUGGCAGAAGGGAUGCUAAUGUGCCUAGAAGAACUUUUAAAGAAAUGCCAUCUUGGAUGGUUGUGGUGCUGAAGAAAAUUACCACUGGAGCUAUGCUUUCACAUUCUGUGGCAUCGGAAGAAUUUCGUUAAGGAAUAAUAAGAUGCUUUAGGGCGUUGCUUCUCAAUUUACAACCUUGCUCUGUUAGUUCGUGUUCAUGCAAACAAAGGGUUAUCAUGCCUACAUCCAAAUCUAUUGAUGGUGCUUUUGUGCAUGAUAAUACUCUCUCAAGGGAUUGUGUAGAAUCACUAGAAUGUUUGCUAGCAUUUCUCCAAUCUCAAAAUGCUUCAGCUGCAGUAGGGCAUUGGCUAUCACUUCUCCAAGCUGCUGAACUUGAGGCACUGAGAGGACACCGUGGAAGUGCAAAUCUCCGGAAAGAGGCAUUUCUGACCCUUCGAGUCCUUGUUGCCAAGGUUGGUACUGCUGAUGCACUUGCCUUCUUUCUACUGGGCGUUGUAAGCCGUUUUGCAAAGGCCUUAUAUGUAUCAAAAAAUAUGAUUAGUGGUGCUGCUGGAAGCUCUGUAGCCAUCGAGCAGACUAUUUGUGGUUUGAUUGAGUUCUUGAUUAUUGUUUUAGAUGAUAAGGCAAAUCUUCACUCCCUUGAGAUGCCUGUAAAUGAUAUUGGAUCACUUUUACCCAUGGAAAAUAAAUCUACCCAAUCUGUCCUAGAGGCUCUUCGUAGUUUACCUUUAAAUGGUCAUGUUCAGUCAGCAAAUAUGAUUGGAGAUUCGUUUAAUCAAGCUAUCAACGAUGAUCAUAAACGAAAGAUAGUUGAUCAUAGCAAUGGCAAAAGAAAUUUAUUCGUACAUCGUUCCAAGGAGUGGAUUGAUGAAACUUCUUCUAAUGUUGAUAAAUUAAUGUCUGCUGCAUUUCCACAUCUUUGUAUUCAUUCUGCAGAAAAGGUCAGAAAAGCACUUGUAGAUGGCAUACAGGGGCUUCUGUUGAAUUGCAGAUGCACUUUGCAAAGAAGCAAAUUAAUGCUUUUGCCUCAUCAAAGCGCUUCCAUGUGUGCUUCUUGGAAGUGAUGAGACAAUUGCUUUGUCACAUGCUCAGAAACUACUUUCUCUAGUCUAUUAUGCAGGUCCGGACCUUUUAGUAAAUUACCUUCAGUCUCCUGACACGAGAGCAAUAUGUUUUUAUCAGUUCUUGUUGAUAAUUUGCUAGAUCAGUUUCGUCAGUUGAUAUCAGAGCUUCGUAUGAAAGAAUAUGGCAAAGAAGGGUGGAAAACUUGGUAUUUUCAUCAUGGUUCUGGCCAGUUAUUGAGCAAGACAAGUUCUGCAGUUUGCAUGUUAAAUGAGAUAAUAUAUGGAUUAUCAGAACAGUCAGUUAAUACAUAUUCAACAUUCUUUAAAAAGUCUAGGGAAGAAACCUUGCAAGAAAAGAAACUUGCAUUUGAUGAUGACAAGUCUUCAACUUUCAAAUGCCAAGGAUCAGCUUGGAAUAUGAGAGAGGGAAAGGAUAAUAGGGAUGCUACAAUUCUUUCCAUUGCCAGCAUUUUGCUUGAAUAUUUGUCACCUGAAGUGUGGGACAUUCCAUUGGAUCAGAAUGCACCUCUGCUGGAACAUGAAAUAGAAUUAGAUCUUCCAUUACAUUUCUUCCUUGACACCAUAAUGCUGCAACAGGAAAUGUGAUCUUAGAUGGAAUAGGCAUGUUCAGCAUAGUUCUUGGAAAAGAUUUUAUAAGCAGUGGAUUUCUGCACUCUUCUCUUUAUUUAUUUCUAAGGAACUUGAUUUGCUCUAACAGUGAGAUAAGAAUUGCAUCAGAUGCUGUCCUACAUGUUCUUUCUGUUUCGUCCGGCCAUGCCACCGUAGGGCAGUUGGUUGUGGCAAAUGCAGACUAUAUUAUUGACUCUUUAUGUUACCUGUUGCGGCAUUUGGAUAUCAAUCCCCAUGUUCCUGAUGUACUUGCUACUAUACUGUCCUAUGUCGGUACUGCUCGAGAUAUUCUGCCAUUGUUGGAGGAGCCGAUGCGAGCUGUAUCCUCAGAGUUAGAGGUCCUUGGUAGGCAUCAACACCCAAAUUUAACUAUUCCAUUUCUGAAGGCUAUGGGUGAAAUUGCAAAGGCAUCACAAACUGAAGCAUCUUCUUUGCCAGAUCAGACAGAAAUAUUUAGUGCACACGUCAGCUCCAAGAUUCUUAUAAUGAAAAAAUGGAUUAAUGAGAAUCAUGUGGAUAGUAGCUCCUUCUCCAUGUGUACCGAAUCCCAGGCUUUAGAAAUUGGAUCUGUCAAUUUUGAUGAUGUUAGUCUUCACUUGGAAUAUUGGGAGGAAUUAUUGUUUAAGUUUAAUGAGAUGAAAAGAUACAGAAGAAUUGUUGGAUCUCUUGUUGGAUCAUGCUUAAAAGCUGCAUCACCACUUGUUUCUUCACAGAAAGAAUCAGCUUGUCUGGUGUCUCUGGACAUUUAUUGAGAUAUUUCAAUCUAUAACGAGCUGAAAUACGAACCUCGAACAAGAUUACCUCAAAGCCCGAAAAAGAUAUGUGAUGCUAUUCUUAUACUAUUACUAUAUUUAUUUGUAACUUGGAAACCCUAUCCUAACUUUUUUUUAAUUUUCAGGUAUUUUCGGAGGGAUAAAUCGGUGAAAUCAGGUGUACCGCUCGGUACACCGUACCAUACCGUACCGAGCCCGGGUCGAAAUGCCGGAUGUUUCUGUAUCUCUUGCAAAAGUGGAGGAAGCUUAUAAGCACGAGAAACAAACCAAAGCAGCAAUCUGGGAAGCAGUUCAGUUGCUAUCACUAAAUGAUCUGAAAGAUGGGAUGGAGGCUGCAGAUGAGGAAGCUGACGAGAACAGAGUGCUUCCAGCAAUGAACAUAAUCUGGCCUUAUUUGAUUCUUUGCCUUAAAAAUAAGGUUUCAGUGGUUGUGAUCAGGAAAUGCUUGAAUAUGCUGCAUAAAGCAGUUCAAAUUGGUGGCGGGGACUUUUUUGUUCGCUGGUUUCAGAAUGAUGGGCAUACUAUAUGGAAGUUGCUUACUUCAUCCCCAUUUCGAAGGAAACCAAUGCUAUCAAAUGAGGAAAGAAUUCUUCUCCCUUACCGAAGUAAUUCUAUCACUUCAGAAGAACCUAUGGCUGAAGUCUACAGCCAAAAAAUCCAGGCAGCAGUAUUGGACAUGAUUACCAUGAUAUGUUCAGACAAGAGGACUAGUUCAGCAUUACAGACAGUCCUGAAGAAGGUUAGUGGUAUUGUCGUAGGUAUUGCUUCCAAGGAUGGUUCAGGAGGAACACAAAAUCUGCCCAGAACUGCAUGCAGGACACACUAUUGAUACAGAAAUGCAUGCAGUAAUGAAGACUUUGGAAAGCCUGAAGAUCUACUUUCUGGAUAAGGAGGAAGUCAUAAUCAGGACAGACUGUCAAGCCAUCAUAAGCUUCUUCAACAAGUCUGCCCAGAACAAACCUUCUAGGGUCCGGUGGAUGGCCUUCGUCGACUAUAUAAUCGGAUGCGGCGUUGAAGUGAAAUUCGAGCACAUCGAAGGAACCAGUAACAUUCUCGCUGAUUCCCUAUCUAGACUAAUAAAUAUUCUAGUCGCAGGAUGGCCGGACGAGCAAGCAAUCCUAAUGCUGGAGGCUACGAAGGAGGUCCAAGCGAGACCAAGCCCAAGAGCUGCAGCCUACCUCAACCAAUUCAUGACGACCUGGCAGAACAAUACCUACAAGGGAUCGCCAAGCUCAGGAGGGGAUCCCGAACAGGAAUCCCCCUUCGAGAUCUCGAAACAGUUGAAAAAGAGCUCAAAAUUAUUCAAAGAGAGGCCGCCCGACAAGCCUGCGUCACACUACGGUGCCUCCUCAGCAUCCACUCAGCAAAGAUGGAAGAAUACCAAAGGAGGAGUGGAGGAAAAGACAACUGGUACAAAGACUGGCUACCAGCUGUCCUUCAGCAGCAGCAGCAAUUAGAGAGGGCCCUCACACUAACACAAGAUGCUGCCCACAGGCUGGAAAGCUUCAACUUUUAAUAGUUAUGGCAUUUUUAGGUCACUAGCUUUCGCACUGAGCCCCGGGGAGCCGUGCAAAGUUUGGAGUCUAGCGUCGGCGUUCUUCGCCUUUUUAGAAAUCUGGAGUCUAGCGUCGGCGCCCACAGAAGGGCGCCCUUAGUUUUCAAAGGGAACGGCUGGAUAAAGGGUGUCGAUGGGGACCUGAGAUCCCCCGACCCUAUGCCUUCAGUUCUCUAUAUAAACAACUGCAUCUCUCAUUGCAGAACAGGCAGAAAAGAUCUGAAGUUCUACUUUGAGAAGUCCUUUCAAGGUUUUAAUCCAGAGUCUGUAAGUUUCUUACUAGUUCUUAAUACAUAUCUCUGCUUUUAAAUCUUGAAGCACGCUGUCCUCUUAAUGGUAUCAGAGCUUUUGUUAAAUCCAUUUUGUGUGUUUAAGUCUAUCUUAUUGCUAGAUUCUACCCACAACUUAGAAUCAAUUGAGAAAGCCUAAAUAGCUGUCAAAAUAUCUUUGCUUAUAACUGGACUACGAUUGUCAACAGACGUAAGGUGUAAUUGGGCAAGAAGUCCCUAAAGAAACACUGAAAAGGUGAGACAAUCUAAGAAAGAAAUAAGCAAGGGGAAAUCUGAUGGAUAGAAAAGCCUAAGGUUGAUGUCUGAAAAAUGGGAAGAGUCUAUACAACAAUGGUAUAUUAACUCUCACACCUCUAAGUUAGAUUACCUUGACCUUGCCGAAAGCAAGAACCCAACUCGGAAAGAACUAGCCCAGAACCUUGCUGUCAUUUAUGACAGAACUUGCCUAUCAAGUAGAGUUCAUCUGAAAAACUUCAAAAUUCUGAUAGAAAAGAACCAGUCUCUCGAAAAAGAAAUCAAAACACUAAAAUCCUCAGUCGAGACACUUUCAGCCUUGCUCUCCGAAAACAACCCAAUAUCAAGACAGGAGAUAAAAGGCCUAAUAAUAGAACUAUCAAAGGAUCUUCAAGAAAGAGGAUUCAACCAGAAGCUCUCAAAAAUAGAAACUCUCCUAACAAAAAUAGAGAGGCAAAUCUGCGGAUGAGCCACUUAUUCACUAGGAGUACCGAGUCCUACAGAGAAGCACUCAAAGCCACAGAAUCUAUUGAUUCCCCUUCCCUUGGAUUCCUGAAAUCUAACGAUUACCCAGGAACCCAAAGCCAUCAGGCAGCCAUAAUCAAACAGCAUAAUACCCAAAUACAGCUACUAGUACAAAUCGCUGAAGAUAUAAAGGGGAUACGAACAGAGUUACAAACAAUAAGAGAGAUCCAGCAGCAAAAGACUGGACCUACUCAGAGUCUUCCAGAAGACUUGAUCACCAAAUUAUCAAAUCUAAGCCUAGGAUCUUCAUAAAGACCUAAAGAAGCUCAAGGAAGAAUUCUUGUGUUCAAGGAUCCUAUUCAAAUCCUCAAGCAAGUUCAACAAUGACGACCCGAACCUCUAGACAAGAAGCGUCAACAUCUGCCCCUCUAGUCGAGGAUCAGAUCCGCGAUUACAGGAGGAGCCAUAGAAGGCUAUUCAAUGCGCAACAAGCGACGAGGCGAAUCGGGCAAAGACUGCUGGGAGGACCAACCAUUUCCCAACAAGUACUUGAGCAACAGAUAAACCCCCAAGUACAACUGAGGCUCUCCAUGAGGGAAAGGGCAACAAUAGCACCUGCAGAGGUGUUAUACCACUCCAGAUGUGAUGAUGCCCACCAUCGCGUGUACACACACCGAUCGGAAGAAGCCAUGCUGGUUACUAACAACCAGGAAGAUAGAGCUUUCAUUAUGGAGGAAAGCUACGAGCAAUUGCAGAGAAGCCAUAUGCAAUACAUCCACUUGGGAAUACUACAAGUCAGGGUGCAAACCCUUCACAGACAGGAGGAAGGGACACUAGCACUACUAGUGUUCAGGGACAACAGAUGGACAGAUGACAGAUCCAUCAUAGCCACCAUGGAAGUAGACUUAACUCGAGGCAGCCAACUGGUCUACGUGAUCCCAGAUAUAAUGAUGACAAUUAAGGAUUUUUUUCACAAUAUCCAACUAUCAAUCCUCGCUAGAGGCUACGACACAUGGCGGGAUGGUGAAGCAAAUCUGCUAAUCUGCUAAUCCUGAUUCAGACCUUACCUGGCUUCUGCUUGCCGAUGUCUACUAUUCCCUGAAUAGAAGGGUUGUUAUCCUUCCACCAUGCUGAGAUCUGGCUGGGAUUUCUGAGCUGCUUCCUGCCGCAUGAUCCAAAAAGGAAUAUUUGUUUGUGAAUUAUGCAGGAGAAGAUUUAGGCCUUUAUGAUAACAUUUGUACAGUCGGAUCUGUAUCAUGUUGAAUGUACUCUGUAAAUUUGUGGGAGAUGUUAAGAAUCAUUGAGAAUGUAAAAGGGCAUUAGAUGUCACUUUGCACAUGGUAGUUAUAAGAUUAUGUUACAUGCGGAGGCUUUUAGUGCACGUUUCCCAAAUGUUCGAGGCAAUGUUUUCAAAGGGCAUUUUCCUUUUCUAGCAAGGCAAGUUUGGGUAACUUUUCUUCAGUGAGAUAAUUUCUUGUAUAUUCUGCCUCAUGGAGUUAAAUGAUUUCAUUUGUAUGAUGUUCAUGAAACUCUGAAAUCAACUCAAAUGUUUGGUAAUCAUACCAUUAAUAUUGCAGUAGCAUGACUGGUCUCAAAGAUGCAUCGCUAAUGGCAUUAUCAGGACUUGCUUGCAUUGAUUCAGACCUUACCUGGCUUCUGUUUGCCAACGUCUACUAUUCCCUGAAUAGAAGGGAUGUUAUCCUUCCACCAUGUCGAGAUCUGGCGGGGAUUUCUGAGCUGCUUCCUGCCGCAUGAUCCAAAAAGGAAUAUUUGUUUGUGAAUUAUGCAGGAGAAGAUUUAGCCCUUGAUAUAGAUCCAAAAAGGAACAUUUGUACAGUCAUCUGUAUCGUGUUGAAUGUACUCCGUAAAUUUGCGGGAGAUGUUAAGAAUCAUUGAGAAUGUAAAAGGGCAUUAGAUGUCACUUUGCACAUGGAAAUAACAUAUGGAGUACAUUCAAAAGGGCAAGUUUGGGUAACUUUUCUUCAGUGAGAUAAUUUCUUAUAUAUUCUGUCUCAUGGUGUUAAAUGAUUUCAUUUGUAUGAUGUUCAUGAAACUCUGAAAUCUACUCAAA
This is a messenger RNA of Musa acuminata AAA Group (dessert banana), 7445 nucleotides long. RefSeq lists its product as uncharacterized. The coding region runs from base 579 to 1427 and encodes 282 amino acids. Gene Ontology annotation, biological process: chromatin remodeling. NCBI's taxonomy places the organism in Eukaryota, Viridiplantae, Streptophyta, Magnoliopsida, Zingiberales, Musaceae. Gene Ontology annotation, cellular component: cytoplasm. The transcript has 16 exons. The record is from RefSeq and is a predicted model, not a curated record.